Molecule: messenger RNA, 2376 nt
Organism: Daktulosphaira vitifoliae (grape phylloxera)
Lineage: Eukaryota; Metazoa; Arthropoda; Insecta; Hemiptera; Phylloxeridae
Product: activating transcription factor 7-interacting protein 2-like
Exons: 9
Coding region: 267-2111 (614 amino acids)
Biological process (GO): regulation of DNA-templated transcription
Cellular component (GO): transcription regulator complex; nucleus
Molecular function (GO): protein binding; transcription coregulator activity
Source: RefSeq, a predicted model, not a curated record
UCACAUUUUAUCUAUUCAUAUCAUUCUAUACCGUGAAGCAACAACUGUUGCUGAGUUUAGUAUUUUUUAACCAAACGUUAAUAAAUAUUUAUUUUGAAAAAUGUAAAAUUUGUUGCAAGACUGAACAAAUUAUUUACUAAUUUAUCAACUACCGAAACCUAAUAGCAAAAUCCAUUCUCAUAAUUUGAUUUCAGGUUAAAAAUGUCGAUACUUCAGUAAUUUUUUCGGAGAACUGUUAUUAAAAUUUUUGGUUAAUCAUUUUUAAUAUGACCAAAAUUAGUGGAGUUCUCUAUAACAGUAAUGGAAAGCGUAGCAGAACUGAUGAUGAUUGUAGAAUUACAAAACGUAUGAAAAUUUCACAUGAUUUUAAAAAUUUUGUUAUAUCUUCUAAUAAUGGAAAAAAUAAACAGAAUGGAAAACUAUGCAAUAACUCAACAUUAAAUCAUGAUAGCACAAAUAAUUAUUCAGAAUCAGAUGAAAAAUUUAUGAAAUUGAUACAUGAAGAUAAUUCAAAUACUAAAAGUUAUAAAUCAAUGUCAUGUUUAAAAACAACGAAUAAUGAAGUUAUAGUGAAUAAUUGUUUAGAAGCAAAUAAGAAAUUAUCAAUAAAUAAAACUAAUACUACAUCUGUUUCAAAGAUAAUUAGUAAUCACAUCAAUACCUAUAAUAAUUUUAGUAUGUGUGAGAAAAACAAACAAUCCUAUUUUAACAACAAUGAUCCAGUCAGGAAAUAUGUAUCGUCAUCAGAAAACAAUAUUGAAUGUAUAAUAAUUGGGAGUGAUGAAGAAAUUGAAAAAAAAAAUAGUUCUAUUAAAAUUUCUUAUAAUAAUAUCACUUUUGAGUAUUCUAAAGAGAAUUGGCCUUCUGUAUUGAAAAUGAUGCAGGACCCUAUAUCUGGUGUUAAGAUUUUUGAAAGUAUUUUAACACAAAAAGUAGCUGGUCAACUAGUUAAUAAUAGUGUUUUGGGUAAGCAACGAUAUAUGAUAGAAAAGUUAAAAAAACGGGAGAGACUUUGGAUGGAAAGAUAUAAACAAUUACAAAUUCAAUUGUCUGAAAUCAAAACAGAAGUUUUGGAAGACAAAAAAAGAUUCAGUAAAUUAAAACAUUAUAAAAGAACAAUUCAUACUAGUGUUGGUAUUCAGGCUAAUUUUGACAAGGAUUUAAAAACUCUUGCGGAAGUAUCAACAAAUAAUAUAUCUUCUGAAAAAAAUCCUUUAUCAAAUUUAAAAUUAUGUAAUAGUAGUGAUUCUUUGGACAUUGUUAAUAACUCUGAAAAAAAUGUAGGUCAUGAACAAGUGAUAAUUAAGCCACUGAAGAUGUAUGAUUCUGUAUUAAUCAAUAAAUCUAUUCCUCCACUUACUCAUAUCUCGCAUACAAAUAUCUUAGAAUCAACAUCUCAAUUUAAUAUAUUAAAGCCAAAAUUAAUCCAGAAUACUGAUAGAAGUACAACUUUAGAAAAUCAAAAUUUAAACUUUGAGUCUUCCAAUCUAGAAGACAAUAAUAACAUAGAAACAAAUAUAGUUACAACUGAUUUACAAAUACACGAACAAAAAGCUUCAAGUUAUAGUUCUAAUAAAGAUGCACAAGAAGAGCCAUUUUGUACUACUGAAAAUAUUACAUCUAUGCUUAAUAAUGAUGUCAAAAAUGUGAAAGAAACCUAUUAUAAGUUGAAACCUGUACCUUUAGCUAUUCCUUUACCAGUUGCAGUAACUCUAUCAACUCCAACAAAAAAUGAUUCUAUUAUAAUUUCAUCGUUGAAUAAACCAUCACAUGUAUCUCCAGAAAAAUUAUGUUGUCAACUGCCACCAAUGCCUAUUAUCACUCUGAGGAUUACAAAAAAUUAUGGACAUCCAGGUGUAAUUUUGUUAUGGGAUUUGGAUAGUUCUCAGAUAACUUCAAAAAUUAUUAGUUAUGAAAUUUAUAGUUAUGAAUUAUUGGAGAAUGCAAAGAAACCAAAACAGUGGAUGCGUAUAGGGGAAGUUAAUGCAUUACCAUUACCAAUGACCUGUACUUUAAAUCUCACAGUAAAGGUAAACGUUACUACUUUUCAGUUCGAGCAAAAGAUAUCCAUGGCAAUUUUGGGCCGUUUAGCCAACCAGAAUGUGCUGUGACACCUUAAUAGUAAAUUUACUAUGGAUUUUAAUUAUUAAAUAUUGUGACUUAUAUUUUCUAUAUUAUAAUUUGAAAUUUAUUUUUAAGAAGUUACCUCAGUAACAAAAUAAUACUUUUACUUGUUUAGAAGAUUUUUUUAUUAUUAUCUAUUUAUUAUUAAUUUGAAUAUUAAGUUAUAAUUACAUGUUAUAUUUAUUAAUACCGGUAAUUACUUCAUUUUUAAUAUGUUUACACUUAAAAGUACAAACUAUUAUUUUGCUUUAA